GGAGGGGUACGGCGGAGCAAUAUAGAUCUCGAAUCUGCAUCCCCUUCCUCCUCAGUCCUCUCGCAUUCUCCUCCUAACAACAAAGGCAGCGUCUUGCAGGAGUAGUUGUAGUUGUAUCCACAGUCGUCGCCGCCUCUGCCGACCAACUCCCCUUCUCUGGUGCUGCUAUACCCGUGAUGGACAUCGAUGUCGAAAAGUCGGAUGUUUCCGAUCAACCUAAAUUCUCCAUCAAUGUUUUGCAGCUCUUGAAAUCUGCUCAAAUGCAGCAUGGACUUCGCCACGGCGACUAUACUCGCUAUAGGCGGUAUUGUACAGCUCGUCUGAGAAGGCUGUAUAAAUCACUCAAGUUUACCCAUGGCCGUAGUAAAUACAGCCGGAAAGUUAUUAGCGAGAGCACUGUCACUGAUGUAAGGUUUCUCCAUAUUCUUCUCUAUACUACUGAAAGAGCAUGGAGCCAUGCCAUGGAGAAAAGACAACUACCAGAUGGUCCAAAUGGGCGUCAACGCAUCUAUCUGAUUGGAAGAUUGAGGAAGGCUGUAAAAUGGGCUACUCUUUUUGCUCAGCUUUGCUCAAUUAAGGGAGACUCCAGAACCUCUUUGGAAGCUGAGGCGUAUGCGUCAUAUAUGAAAGGCAACUUGUUGUUUGAGCAAGAUCAGAACUGGGACAUGGCCUUACGGAAUUUCAAGAGUGCCAGGGCUGUCUAUGAAGAGCUUGGGAAGUAUGGAGACCUUGAAAAUCAGCUUCUGUGUCGUGAACGCGUGGAGGAGCUAGAGCCAAGUAUUAAGUACUGCUUGCACAAAAUUGGCCAUUCUAAUCUGAAAGCUUCAGAACUUUUGCCGAUUGGUGAAAUGGAGGGGCCAGCACUGGACCUUUUCAAAUCCAAAUUGGAGGCUGUCAUGGCUGAGGCAAGAUCUCAACAGGCUGCUUCAAUGACAGAGUUCAAUUGGCUGGGGCAUAGAUUUCCAAUUUCCAAUCCUAAGACAAGGGUUUCCAUUCUAAAAGCUCAGGAAUUGGAGAAGGAUGUUCAGGGUCCAAAUGCAGACUCGCUGUCAGCUGAGAAAAAACUUGCUGUCUUUGACAAAAUAUUUUCUGCCUAUCACGAUGCAAGGAGUAGCAUUCGGAAUGAUUUGGUCACUGCUGGGAGUGCUGAAAAUGUGAAAGAUGACUUGAAUGGACUUGACAAAGCUGUAAGUGCUGUCCUCGGACAGCGUACUAUUGAGCGGAAUCAACUUUUAGUCAGCAUUGCCAAAAGCAAACUCAGCAAAAACCGUGAUGAUAAAAAUGAAAAGGUUACCAAACCUGAGGAACUUGUUCGCUUGUACGAUCUUCUACUACAAAAUGUAGCGGAUCUGUCUGAUUUAGUCACUUCUGGGAGGGAUAGAAAAGAAGAAGAGGUGGCAUUUGCUGAGGAAUGCACUCUCAAAAGUUUAGCUUUCCGAGCAGAAAGGUGCUUUUAUCUGGCGAAAUCCUACAGUUUGGCAGGAAAGAGAGCUGAAGCUUAUGCAUUGUAUUCUCGUGCUCUUUCUGUGGUGGAGAAUGCAUUGCAAAAAUCACAGAGUAUGGAGAACAGCGAACAGGAGAUGAUUGCAGAGUUGAAGACAUUACAACAACAGUGCAGAUCAAACAUAUGUAUAGAACAUGCUACAGGAAUCUUGGAAGACCAGAAGAUUCCUGAACAGCUUUCUAAAAAGAUAUCAAAUAUGUCUCUGACUGGGGCUGAUAAGAAGGAUAAAUUCCUUGCUGAAAAACUCGACGUGUACGAGCCCGCUAUCGGUGAUUCCAACACAAAAGUACCUCCUCGCAUUGAAGCUUUCCCUCCAGCUUCCCAAGCAGUCCCCAGGAAUCCAAUAGUUCUUGAUCUUGCUUAUAACAUGAUCGAGUUCCCCUCACUUGACAACAGGAUGAAGAAGACCAGGAGCUACUGGCCUUGGAGAUAACUACAUUUUUCAAUUCUGGAGUUCUAAUUGAUGGAUUGUUACUGAAAAUGCCUUUGUUGGUUCAUUCUGAUCAAAUUUACAUGUUUCUGGUAAAUGAACAAUUUUGUAUUUCACAGUUUUGUACUAUUUCUUAGGGUUUAUACUAUUAGUAUGGUCUUCGUGGAUGCUGAUAGAAAGAGAUAUGUAGGGCUGUCAGAUCUUUCCAGACAACUGUAACUAGAACAACUGAAUGAAAUGUGCCUGUUUCUUUUUCUUCUGUAA
Messenger RNA from Spinacia oleracea (spinach), 2198 nucleotides. RefSeq lists its product as uncharacterized. The transcript is spliced from 14 exons. Gene Ontology annotation, cellular component: signal recognition particle, endoplasmic reticulum targeting. Bases 177 to 1937 code for a protein of 586 amino acids. Gene Ontology annotation, biological process: SRP-dependent cotranslational protein targeting to membrane. Lineage: Eukaryota; Viridiplantae; Streptophyta; Magnoliopsida; Caryophyllales; Amaranthaceae. The record is from RefSeq and is a predicted model, not a curated record. Gene Ontology annotation, molecular function: 7S RNA binding; endoplasmic reticulum signal sequence receptor activity; signal recognition particle binding.